GUUUAUCUGCCCUGGCUUGGGGACAUAUGAGUUUCUCUCAAGGACAGCAGGUAUCACAUCUUUCACAGUAAAUGACCUCCUGUACCCUUCCUGGGGACUAAGCACUGACUUCUGGUUGUUCUGGAUAAUGGAAUAGGAAGGUUUCUGAGAACCCCUCAUUGUUGGUGCCAUUCUGACACAAACUCUUCUAUGGCACCAGAAAACCAAACAACAGUCUUGGAAUUCCAUCUCAUGGGACUCUCAGAGGAUCCAGACUUACAGACCAUCCUCUUUGGACUGUUCCUGUCCAUGUAUCUGGUCACUGUCUUCGGAAACCUGCUCAUCAUCCUAGCCAUCAUAUCAGACUCUCACCUGCACACACCCAUGUACUUCUUCCUCUGCAACCUGUCCCUGGUUGACAUCUUUUUUUGCUCCACUACUGUUCCCAAGAUGCUAGUGAACAUCCAGACCCAGAGCAGAGCUAUCUCUUUCACAGGCUGUCUUGUCCAAAUGUAUGCCUUUCACCUCUUUGGGACUAUAGACAGCUUCCUUCUGGCAGUGAUGGCCAUUGACAGGCUGGUGGCCAUUGCCUACCCACUCCGCUACUCAGUGCUCAUGAGCCCACAUGUCUGCGCACUACUGGUGGGUGGGACAUGGGUUAUUACUAAUCUCCAGUCCUUGGUACACACUUGUCUCAUGGCUCAACUAACCUUCUGUGCAAGAUCAGAAAUCCCUCACUUCUUCUGUGACCUUAUGCCCCUCCUGAAACUCUCCUGCUCAGAUACACACAUCAAUGAGCUGGUGAUCUUUGCUUUUGGCAUUGUCAUGGGCCUCAGCCCACUGUCCUGCAUCCUUGUCUCCUACAUCUGCAUUUUCAGGGCAGUUUUCAGGAUCCCUUCUGCUCAGGGCAAGUGGAAAGCCUUCUCUACUUGUGGCUCACACCUCACUGUGGUGUCACUGUUCUACGGGACCAUCUUUACUGGAUAUUUACUGCCAGCAUCCCCCAGCUCCUCCCAGAAAGACAAGGCAGCUGCGUUAAUGUUUGGGGUGGUUAUCCCUACAUUAAACCCCUUUAUCUACAGCCUAAGGAACAAGGACAUGAAGGCAGCCCUGAGGAAGCUUGGCAGCAAAGCAGUCUCAUUCCAGUCCUAGUGCAGAGCAGGAGCUGUGUGGCCACUGAU
Molecule: messenger RNA, 1160 nt
Organism: Mus musculus (house mouse)
Lineage: Eukaryota; Metazoa; Chordata; Mammalia; Rodentia; Muridae
Gene: Or1i2
Product: olfactory receptor family 1 subfamily I member 1
Exons: 2
Coding region: 190-1131 (313 amino acids)
Biological process (GO): signal transduction; G protein-coupled receptor signaling pathway; detection of chemical stimulus involved in sensory perception of smell
Cellular component (GO): membrane; plasma membrane
Molecular function (GO): olfactory receptor activity; G protein-coupled receptor activity
Source: RefSeq, marked validated